Oppiella nova is the source of this 365-nucleotide messenger RNA. The record is from the annotation of a GenBank genome assembly. NCBI's taxonomy places the organism in Eukaryota, Metazoa, Arthropoda, Arachnida, Sarcoptiformes, Oppiidae.
UCGUGUGGGUCGACGGCACGGAACAGAUGUGCAGUCAUAUCGGGUUUCUCGUGCAGACGCUGGACUCGAUUGUCAUGAGAUGUAAUACGAUGUCAGGGGAGGGCUCGCCGUUCGCGAAGUACCGGAUCAACCGGCGCACGAAGGCUAUGAUCGCCUGCUAUCCCGGCAAUAAUAGCCAAUACGUGCGACACAUCGAUAAUCCCAAUAACGACGGCCGGUGUGUCACAAGUAUUUAUUAUCUCAAUAAGGAUUAUAAUCGACAGCGAGACGGCGGUGUAUUGCGUCUAUUCCCGCAGAUAUCGUCGUGUGUGGCGGACAUCGAGCCGAAGUUCAAUCGCGUGAUAUUCUUCUGGUCAGACCGACGC